Molecule: messenger RNA, 2320 nt
Organism: Diachasma alloeum
Lineage: Eukaryota; Metazoa; Arthropoda; Insecta; Hymenoptera; Braconidae
Product: zinc finger protein 300
Exons: 4
Coding region: 326-2110 (594 amino acids)
Biological process (GO): regulation of transcription by RNA polymerase II
Molecular function (GO): protein binding; RNA polymerase II cis-regulatory region sequence-specific DNA binding; DNA-binding transcription factor activity
Source: RefSeq, a predicted model, not a curated record
CCGAGGAGGCGCCGCGCAUCAAGAUUUAAGAAAAGGGAUUGGUAGAGGGAGGGAGGGUCUUGCAAGUGAUGUUGUUGUUUCCUGAAUCGUGGGUACUGGGGGGCAGUCAUCAUCCUGACAACUCAGUGGUAACAUCAUUUUCAACAUACCAGAUAACUCCUCAAUGUCUCCAAUCAAUGACAUAUCAAUGAGAUAAUACAAUAUAUAUUGCUAUACAAUUAUUACUAGUGUCUUGAUCGUUUAAAAGACAUUUAAAAAGUAAUGAGAUGAAUUUUUUGUCUAGAGAUUAAAGUAAUAAAUUGCUCAAGAAAUCAUUACAAUAACAAUGAGUGUAAGAGAAGUGGUCAAUUUGUCGCGUGGUUUAGCCAAUGUGAGUGAGAUGCUGAAAGAUGCUAUCAUCUCCCAAACAUAUGCAGACGUGAUCCUUUGUUGUACAGGAGGACAAAAAUUCUCUGCUCAUCGCCUAGUGUUAUCCGCAGCUAGUCCUUACCUUGAGAGGGUCUUGUCGGCGCACGAAAAUACAACUUGCCUUUAUGAACCAAUUACUGUAAUUCUUCCUGACCUAGAGGGCAAUGAUUUGGCAGCUGUAUUGGGAUUUAUUUACACGGGAUAUACUGCAGUAUCGGGAGACAGAUUAGAGGCAUUCUCGAGUACCGCACAAUUUCUCAAUAUCAAAAUACCACCGCUUCCAAGUGAAACAAGAAAAUGGGAAAAAUAUUAUCAUGAUAUUGGAAUUAACAUGACCAUCAACAACAAGAAAUUUAAUGAAAAAGAAUAUUUUCGGGGCGGGAUUUUCUAUCGGAUGUCAUCAGGCUCGGCGGGGGAACAGUUACUAUAUGAAAAUAAUUGUUUAAAUUUGGAAAAAAAACAAAAAAAAACGACUUCAAGUCAUGGAUUGAGAGAUGAAAGGCGACCACGACUUUAUGUGGCAAAUCGCGUCUCGGCUUCACCAUGGUGUCAGAUGCUACAACCACACCAUUUGUCCCAAAGCCAACCAAUUAUUAUCCUGAAAAACAACAAUAAAACUCCAAGUGAAGAUACCAUUCAGACACAAGAUGUAGAAUCCCUACAACUUGAAAAACUAAUUAAUAAUAAGCUACCUACGGAUGAGAGCAGGAGCAGUAUUGGGCUACCAUAUUCUUCCUUGGCAUCACAUAUUCAAACAGUUGUGCCAACUGCUGAAGUGUGCCCGCCUCAAACAACCACUGCAACUUCUUCUUCCCCUGCAGCAGUGUGCCAGAAAAUUAUCAAUGCUGAUGGGCCACGAGAUGAAGAUGAUGUAUCAUUAAUGACCUUGCUGGUGGCGGGUGAGCCAGCACCGCCGGCGUCUAUGUCAUCGAAUAGAAAAAUCAACAUGCCAUCAAUUGAAUAUAGUGAUGAUUCCAACUCGGCGAGAAACCAACUGAGAUGUCAAAUUUGUGACAAGAAUUUUACAACUCGAGCAUCAUUAAAGGUUCACCCACGCCUGAUGCUGCACUCAUUGUCAGCAGGGGAGCAGGAGAAUAUUAAGCUAUUCCGCUGUAAACUCUGUGGAAAAGGAUUCUCCCAGCUACGAAAUUACAAAUAUCACACAAGUAUUCACGAGGGAACAGGAGAAUUUUCCGCCACCUGUCCCGAAUGUGGAAAGAGCUUCAAUGACCGAGGCUACUUGGGCUCACACAUGAAGAUACACAACAAUAGAAAGGAGUACAGCUGCGGUGAGUGCGGCAAGAGCUUCAAUCAGCGCGUAGCAUACAAUAUGCACGUAAAGAUCCACAGUGGCGUCAAGCCCCACCGAUGUGAUCAAUGUGGCAAAGCUUUUUCACGAAAUAUCUUGCUCAAACAACAUUUGAGAACUCACACGGGCGAGAGACCAUAUCAGUGUGACAUAUGUCAAAAAGCCUUCGCUGAUCGAUCCAACAUGAGACUUCACACAAGACUCCACUCUGGAUUGAAACCAUACCAAUGUCACAUUUGCUCAAAGGCAUUCACCAAAAAGCAUCAUUUAAAAACCCACCUCAACUAUCACGCUGGCAUUAAACCCUACUCUUGUCCCAACUGUUCACUGGCCUUUUCCCAGAGCAGCAACAUGAGAACCCACUUCAAGAGAUGUUCAAUUAAUAAUAAAUAAUAAAUUGACAUUAACUUCACUUUAUUCAGAUCUUGUGCUUGAACCCUCCAGCAAUGGACUACACAAUCACUGAAUACCGGCCAUAAGGUGACAUUCUCACAUUUUAAUGUUUUUACGGUAUAUUAUAUUGACUAUAAAAUCUAUAAGUAAGAGGGUUUUUAUGAUAUUUCUUAAAUGAUCUAAUAAAGGCUCUCAUUAUUUAUCAACUUU